GAAAUGCUCAAAGUGAUCGAGCAAUGGAUCUUUCGCCCGGCGAUGGGCAUCGAGGUACGCUCCCAGUGGAAUCGCAGUCGCGCAUCUUCGGAUCGCCAGAGAAGCACGCUCUGGCCGUGAUUUCUGGAUUGAAGGCGUGCAUUCGAUCCAAGAAUGCCGAGCAAGGGCGGAGAAUCCACGCCGACGCAGCAGCGCGUGGAAUCGGCUCGAAUAUCUUCGUGGCCAGCACGCUGAUCAACAUGUACUGCAAGUGUGGCAGCCUGAUCGAUGCUCGCCGGGUCUUCGACGCCGUGAAAUCCCGCAGCGUCGUCCCUUGGAACGUGAUGAUACUGGGAUACGCAGAGAAUGGAGAUGGAGCUCUAGCUUUGGAUUUUCUCGCCACGAUGGACCUCCAGGGGUUUUCCCCGGAUUCCCAGACGAUAGUGGCUGCUCUCAAGGCGUGCGGUAGCUUGGUUUCGCAAGAACAAGGCAGGGAGAUUGGUGGAAGGACUGUGAAGCUGGCUACUCUGGAGAAAGCUUUCGCGAUUCACUCUCGAGCCAGGGGAUUGAUCAAGAACAGUUUUGUGGCGAGCAGCUUGGUGGAUCUCUACGCGAAAUGCGGAAGCAUGGAGGACGCAGAGAGAGCUUUCGAGGGGAUGGACUUUCGAGACGUGGUUUCGUGGAACGCAUUGAUGCUCGGCUAUGCCGAGAACGGUGAAGAAGAGCUGGCGAUGGAAGUCUUGAGAGCUAUGGAGCUCCAGGGAUGCCAGGCAAACUCCCGGAGCUUUGUGGCGGCUCUCAAGGCUUGCAGCGGAUUGGGAGAGAAGGAAGCUGGGAUAGAACUCGAUGGAGUGAUCGUCAAGGUGAGCUCCAUCGAGAAAGGAAUGGCUUUGCACUCGCGAGCAGCGAAGAUUGGCAGUGACAGGGAUAAGUUCGUGGCCAGCGCUGCGAUGGACAUGUACGUGAAGUGUGGGAGCAUGGCGGAUGCGCAGAGAGCUUUCGAUCGGAUGGCUUCUCGCGACGUCGUCUCGUGGAACGCUUUGAUCCUCGGCUACGCAGAGACCAACGAUCGCGAAAGAUCUCUGGAGCUCCUCCAGCUGAUGAUCCAAAAUGGUGGCUGCGACCCAAACUCCCGGACGUUUCUAGCCGCUCUAAAGGCCUGCCGGAGCUCUCAAGCGCUCGCCUCGACGAAAGUGAUCCACGGCCUUGCGGCGAGACGCGGUUCUUCCGAGAAAGAUGGAGUUCUCGCAAACUCGCUCGUCGACGUCUAUGGAAAAUGUGGCAGCUUGCUCGACGCGCACCAGGAUACGCUCGCAAAGGCGACAGCCAGCGAGUCUUCGAGCUCUUUCGAUCCAUGCGAGACGAAGCCAUCGAACCAAACAGCGCCACUUUCGUGUGCCUCCUCACGGCUUGCAGCCACAGCGGCGCAGUGGAUCGAUCGAAGCAGCUGCUCGAAUCGAUGCUGUCCAGCCAUGGAAUUCGCCCAAAGAUCGAGCACUACAUUUGCGUGAUCGACUGCUUGAGCCGGGCCGGGAAGCUGGAAGAAGCGCUGCGCGUGGCUUAUGACAUGCCUUACGUGGCGGACGACGUGGCGUGGAUGACGGUGCUCGGCG
Selaginella moellendorffii is the source of this 1592-nucleotide messenger RNA. RefSeq names its product pentatricopeptide repeat-containing protein At4g18520, chloroplastic-like. The record is from RefSeq and is a predicted model, not a curated record. Gene Ontology annotation, cellular component: intracellular membrane-bounded organelle. Gene Ontology annotation, molecular function: RNA binding; protein binding. Gene Ontology annotation, biological process: RNA modification. The transcript has 2 exons. Lineage: Eukaryota; Viridiplantae; Streptophyta; Lycopodiopsida; Selaginellales; Selaginellaceae. The coding region runs from base 24 to 1490 and encodes 488 amino acids.